GUGUGUGUGUGUGUGUAGGGGACCCUGCUAUAUAUUCAGACUUAAGAUGAAGACACACCUCCCUCAGCCGACAAAGUACUGUACAGAUGCAGGGACUGAGAGAGAAUAAGUCACAGAGAGAAAGUGAGACAAGAGAAGACGGGAUAAGAAGAGAGAGACUUUUGCCCCACUGUGAUAUCUUAGAAAGGAUUUUGUACAAAUUGAUGGAGUAGCUGGAGAUCAUCGACUGACAAAGUAAAACAAGUGAAAGAGAAGUGGAAACAUCCGCAACUGGACUCAUAAUCUUAUAUCUGAAACACUUUCACCAGUCUGGGACAUCAGAUUUUUGGCUUCUCGUCAUUGUUUUGAGAACUUAUCGGAGCCUCCAAUGAUUUUAAUGACAAAUAACGUCAUAUAGAAUCUAGGGAGAUGGACAGACAGAUGUCAGACGCCGACUUCCUCACCUCCCCCUCCCCUUCUCCCACUCCCCUCUUCCACUGCGACUACAGCGACUGGUCUCCCUCCUUCUCCAUCAUCCCAUCCGUCUACUUGAUGGCCUUCCUGGUUGGCUGCCUCGGUAACGGCCUGGUUCUCUGGGCCUACCUGGACCGAGCCGACGGGAGGAGAAAGAGUACAGGAGAGAAAAACCACACUGGAGUUGGGAAGUUCUGUUGCAAAAGCAUUUUCAGAACCAAUCAGCAGAACAUUAGGGAUGCUGGUAGAGUUCACAGUGGCUCUUUUCCUCAAAAGAACAAAGAAAAUGGUGGAUAUUUCUCAGGACAAAACUACAGACCCUCCUCUCAUUCCUCCACCUCCUCCUCCUGUCCUCCCUCUAUCCCACGUCCCUCUCGCUCACUGACAGACUCUCUUAUAGCUAGUUUAGCUUUAGCUGACCUCUGCUUCCUUGUAACUCUCCCUCUGUGGGCCGUCUACACAGCGAUGGGCUACCACUGGCCGUUUGGACAACCCCUCUGCCAAAUCAGCAGCUUCCUCACUGCUCUCAACAUGUAUGCCAGUGUGUUCAGCUUGAGCAUGCUCAGUGUGGAACGGUACUGGGUUCUGACUGGGCGCCGGCACUCCAGUCACCACGCCCCGCAGAGCUGCCCCAGCAGGGCUCUGUGGAUACUUGGAGGAGUGUGGGCGCUCGCGGGGGUCCUUGCACUUCCUGGUUUGCUGCUGCGCUCUGUCCGGGAGGUGGAGCUAGACCCUGAAUCUGAGGACGAUUGGCAGCUGGAGCCAGGUCAUCUUGCUGACUCUGGAUCUGUUUUCCUCUCCUGCCAGAUGGAUUACUCCAUGCUGAUUGCAGCAGAGCUGGAGGAGACAGACAGGGAGCGGGCUGAGAUGUGGUGGGCAGCUGCGUUGAGCCUGAAGUCAACUCUGAUUGGCUUCCUGCUUCCUCUUGUCAUUUUGCUGGUGUGCUACUGCUCAUUGGCUCAGCUUCUCAGCAGACAUUUUGGACGGGGCCCUCGCCCUGACCGCAGGCGUCAGCGCAGACUCCUCAGGGUCAUUGUCACCUUAGUGAUGGCAUUCUUCUUGUGCUGGUUGCCCCUACAUGUUAAUAAAACUGUAUCCCUGCUGCUGGAGUUUGGAUUUCUCCCGUACUCCUGCUCUUUAGAUCAGAUCUUACUAGCUGCUCACCCAUAUGUCACCUGUUUAGCUUAUCUCAACUCCUGCCUUAACCCUCUCCUCUACGCUGCCUGUGACCCAUCGUUUCGGAAGAGAUGCAGAGGAGCCCUACUUCUGUUGUGCAAGAGAGGAGGAGAGAGAAAGGAAGGGAAGGAUGAUAGAGGAGAGGGAGAGAAAGAGGAAAGGAGCUCAGGUUUCCCCACAAGAACGCAGGAGGAAACAGCAGAUAGGAUUGAGGAGGAGAGGGUAGGGGAAGCAAAUAGUGUGGUCACUGAGGGGUAAGAGCACCCAAAAAGAGCUAAUCCACUCACUUUCCAAGGGACUAAAUGCCAAACCAAACAAAAGUGGCCAAGAUAUUAAUAGACACUCCCCUUAGACUCUGGGAGAAAUUGUGUCAAAUGUCAAUAUUUUUAAAAUAAACAUCCUCAUCAAAUAAACAGUCUUGAAUUCAUAGAUUAGACAUAUAUAGACAUACAUACAUAGACAUAUAUUCCCUGGUUCCAAUCCAUAAGAAAUCUCACAGAAAAUGAUGCCACCACGUCCUCAGAAAUAGCCUCUGGCAGACCAAAUAUUCUUGUCAUAUGAUCUGUUACUAUAGUUUGUACUCUGAGUGCUCUGAGUUGUUCAUUGAU
Messenger RNA from Thunnus maccoyii (southern bluefin tuna), 2237 nucleotides. RefSeq names its product apelin receptor 2 (gene aplnr2). The record is from RefSeq and is a predicted model, not a curated record. NCBI's taxonomy places the organism in Eukaryota, Metazoa, Chordata, Actinopteri, Scombriformes, Scombridae. Gene Ontology annotation, molecular function: G protein-coupled receptor activity. The transcript has 2 exons. The coding region runs from base 409 to 1887 and encodes 492 amino acids. Gene Ontology annotation, cellular component: membrane. Gene Ontology annotation, biological process: G protein-coupled receptor signaling pathway; immune response.